Cuscuta campestris is the source of this 1268-nucleotide messenger RNA. The record is from the annotation of a GenBank genome assembly. Lineage: Eukaryota; Viridiplantae; Streptophyta; Magnoliopsida; Solanales; Convolvulaceae.
AUACGAGAAAAUAAAGUAAUAAUACCCAGAGUACGUAAAGUAGAAAAACAAAAUCCCUAACAAGAGCAGAGAAAAAUGGGUGGCUUCGGUGGACGCAAUGGAUGCACUUCUGUAGCUAUACUAUGUUGGUUUAUGAUGAUAUUUCUACUAUCCGGUCCAGGAAUGAUGGUGAAUGGGGAAGCAAAUGAUGAUGGCAUUUCUAAAAUGAGUCCAUUCGAAAAUCGUGAGUUGAUGUAUAAGAAAUAUGAGAGAGAAGGUGUUGUUAGUCAAGAAUGGGUGGACAACGUGGUUGAGUUUGUAGAGGUCGGGGAGAGUACUGAGGAUCAGGAGGACGGAGGUGGUGAUGACCACGACUCCAAGGACUGCGUUAGCGAUGGACAGAGUGGUGGGGCUCGAGAUGGCAAGGACCGCGAUCACGAGGACGAGGAGGGUAGAUAUCACGAGGGUUUUGGUCAUCAGGGUCAGUUCGUGUAUGUCAAUUCGGAUGACGAGGUUACAAUCACUAGCGCUGGUGCUGGUCUCAUCACACCGGCAUUCUACGAGAGGACGGACACAACUGGCAUGUCGUGGGGCAAAAAAAAUGCUAGAGUGGAUCCGUCAAUCGAUGAGGGCAGGCUGCGGAAAGCUUUUCUCAUGAAAGCUGCUGAACGGUACGCGAAUUUUACGUACAAUCAAAGGAACCCAAGUCGAUUGAAGAAGAAGAAGAUGGACCCGAGGCCAUUUGAGCAGUUGAAGAAGGUUUGGGAAGAGGAUCCGGAGUUUCUGGAGUUGAGUAAGAUUAAGAAGAAGAACAGAAGGAAGGGAAAAGAGGAUGGUCCUGCUCUUGGGACGUAUUGUGGAGGUUCAGUUCCAUUUUCUGAAAAUAUGAAUCGAUUGACUAAGAAGAAAGGGGGGCCUGUGUCGUUAGAUGAGGUUAUCAUCCACAUAAAGACAAAGAAGCACGACGACAAGACUUGGGUGGAUCCUGAACAUGCUGAGCUACAGGCUCAAUUCUUCGAAUUGCGCGAGGAAGCUAGACAGAAUGGGUUGCAAGUCACCGACGAAGAAAUAUGGUACUCGUUAGUUGAGGGCCAUAACGCGAAGAACCGCGUUCCUGGAGUUGGUGACUACGAGCGGGAAAUGAGGAAGAUGAAUCCGUCCUCCAAACCCCGCCUUCCAGCACGAGUAGUAGAAGCACAGCGAAGAUAUCAGCACUCAAAGAGCAAAACCAAAGGCUGCAGGAACAAAUUGAUAGUCUAACCUCGAACUUGUCGCUGACAAUUCAGGAG